GCUUCCCCAGCGCCGUCUCCAGCUCCGGCAUCGCCGCCUCCUCCAGACACGGGCGCGCGCCAGUGACGCCCUUCCGCUGCCCUGCUUCGCGACGUCAUCAACAACGGCCGCGUCGGUGACGCUCCCCGGGAGAGGGCAUGGGGGUGAAGCUGGAGGUGUUCCGGAUGGUGCUGUAUCUGUCUUUCCCUGUUGCCAUGUUCUGGGUUUCAAAUCAAGCAGAGUAUUUUGAAGAAUAUGUAAUCAAACGAAAGAGAGAGAUCUUUCCACCUGAAAAUGAGUUCCAGAGAAAAGAGCUGGAAGCCUUCAAAGAACGAAUGAGGAAGAAGCAAGAGGAGCGACUGCUGCUACAGGGGGCUAAGGAGUAAGAGUGUGGCAUUCCCUUCUCCCCGCUGUGUUCUUGUGGAGCAGAGGACACACUCCUCAAAAGUUACCACAUCCUCCUCCUGCUUCAGCCCUACUAUUUUCAAGUAUUCCUCCAAAAGACUUUGUGGACAAUGGGGUGAAAAUAAUCGCAACGCAGUUCCACUUUGCCUGCUAGGGCUUUGCGGCCUUUCUCAGGCAAGACAAGACUAAGUCAGGAAUGACCGUAGGCUUUGACUUCUUGUGGCUGUUCUUCUGUCUUGUGCAACUGUUUAAAGCCCUUGAAUCAGCUGAAGAAAACGGGCUCACUUGAAUAACUUCUAAUAAACUCAAUAUGGUAUACAGCCA
Molecule: messenger RNA, 708 nt
Organism: Heteronotia binoei (common prickly gecko)
Lineage: Eukaryota; Metazoa; Chordata; Lepidosauria; Squamata; Gekkonidae
Product: protein PET100 homolog, mitochondrial
Exons: 4
Coding region: 138-365 (75 amino acids)
Biological process (GO): mitochondrial respiratory chain complex IV assembly
Cellular component (GO): mitochondrial inner membrane; mitochondrion
Source: RefSeq, a predicted model, not a curated record